AUGUCAGACCCACCACCACCGCCGCCGCCUCGAACCGGCAUGUCCGGCCUGUACGCCAAUCUCCUGGACCCAUCAAACAACAAAACAACCUCAGCCUCUAUCUCCCGUGCACCAAUAGUCUUCAAACAGUCCGCCGCCGCCUCCUCCCCGACCCCUGUAACCUCCACUCCAGCAGAAGAUCCUGCACCGAAAAAGCUCAAUGCCGCUGCCCUACGUUUUCAACCGACACUCAAACGACCGACUGGUGCAACUGUGAAGGGGAAGGGGAAGAAUGUACGGAAGCCGGGUGUUAGCGCGACUGCGGCGGCAGCGGUGGGGGUGACGACUGGUACGGCGGAUACAAGUGCAGAUACAGCAGAAGGGGGAGGGGGUCCCGGGUUAGGAGGAGUAGCUAGACCAACCGUCAAAACUACUAUAGAAGACUGGACUGGUGAUGCAGACGACGAUGUCAACGGCUUCUACGCCAACAAUCGAGAUCAGCACCGCGGAGUGCGCAAGAAGCGGAAGAAGAAUCGUGAUACACCACCUCCACCUACUAACUGGGACGAUGUGUACGAUCCCAGCCGGCCGAAUAGCUACGACGAGUACAAGGAUGGUGACGAGAAGAUCCGGGAGCUGGAGGACUGGAGGGAUAGGGUGCUACCUAGGAGGCGGAGAGAUAGUUAUGAUAGUGAGGAGAACGAGCGGGAAAGGGAUAGGGAUAGACAGGGUUUGGGGAAUAGGUUUGCGCCUCCGACAAAGUACUCGUUUGCUCCACCGCCGCAGCUGUCGGGUGGGGACGGGGGUGCAGGUGUUCUUCCACCCCCUCCACCGCCUGCUGCUGCCACUGGACCUCCAGUAGCAGUCCCUGAUGAUGCCUCCGGGGAAGACGCAUAUGCCCGCCGUCUCCGCAUGAGCCAGCUGGGCUCCGCGGGUUACUCCUCCACUACUUCCACCACAUCCGAACCGCCACCACCGCCACCACCUCCCCCCCCACCGUCAGCAGACCCCACCCCCCAACCAACAAUCUCCCGCGCUCCAGUCCUCUACACAACCCCGCAACCCCCCACGGACACCCCCACAGACACCCCGACCGACGAACCCACGGACCAAUCUCCCCCAUCCCCGCCAUCGAACCCCCUCCUCCCUGGCCAGAAGGACUUCGCCGCACGUCUGAUGUCAAAAUUAGGCUGGCGCGCUGGCACAGGCCUCGGCGCCUCGAGCACAGGCAUAACCCAACCCCUCCGUGCUGUGCACACAAAGUCCAAAGACCACCCCACCCGCGGCAAAAUCAUAGACAAGAAUAAACCCAAUCCCGCUGCCACCGCCGGCAAAUUCGGCCCUGCGAGCGUCGUAGUGGUACUGAGGCACAUGGUCGACGGCCUAGAGGGCGAGGAUGAAGCCGUGCUCAUGCAGGAGAUUGGCGAUGAGUGCGAGAACUCGUAUGGCGGCGUCGAGCGCGUUCUUGUCGUUUGGGGGAAGGAUGAUGGGGAAGGAGAUAACGCGGGUGAGAAGGCGGCGAGCAGAGUAUUCGUGAAGUUUUCGGGGGAGUUGGCGGCUCUUAGAGCAGUCAACGCCCUUGAAGGAAGAUUAUUCAAUGGGAAUACCAUCGAAGCCAGAUUCUUUGAUAAGGAUAAGUUUGAGGAUCGCGAAUUUGAUUGAUCUACGUACUGCAUUCGCCAGCACAGGUGCGAGUGAGUCGUUGUGACGGUGUACAGUACUCCCACAUAAUGUUAAUCUGGCAUUUCUUC
Molecule: messenger RNA, 1730 nt
Organism: Tuber melanosporum (Perigord truffle)
Lineage: Eukaryota; Fungi; Ascomycota; Pezizomycetes; Pezizales; Tuberaceae
Exons: 3
Coding region: 1-1641 (546 amino acids)
Biological process (GO): mRNA cis splicing, via spliceosome
Cellular component (GO): precatalytic spliceosome
Molecular function (GO): nucleic acid binding
Source: RefSeq, a predicted model, not a curated record